AUGGAGUCUGGUGAGACCUUUUUAUCAUGUGCGGCAACUGUUGAAUGGAUGACGCCUCAAGGCUCUAUUAUGAGAAAAAUAACACUAAAGUCAGCAUCUUUGCGAAUAAUAAGGAACGAAUUUAGGGAAAUGUUUAUGGAAGUAAGCGGUGAUAAGAAUGCUGCGACUAGGUUAGCUUUAAAAGGAAUAAAUGUUUUUAAGAAAUUUAUGGCUGAGGGUAAAGCAAGCAUAAAAUUUCAAGAAUCUGGAUGUACUGUCUUUAUUUCUAAUGCACCCCCAACAAAUCUUGUUUCGUUUCUAAGAACUAUAUUUGUAAAAAUGACUGGAGAUCGAGAGAAAACCUUAAAUACCACACCGUCCAAACAGACAGUGCGAGCUAAGCUAUUAAGUGGUAGGUCACAAGCAUUUGAAGAGAUAAGCCCAGUCACAGUAGCUGAUAUAUGUAGUGCCAAAAGUAAAAUCAGUAAAGCAACCACAACAACUCCUUCUCCACCAUCUAAAAAGCGAAAAAAUGAAGAUGUAUGUAGAGGUCCAGCACCAAAAAAAUUGUAUUCUCCAUCUCCAUUAACUACUGGAGGUACCUUAAAUCCUGAACAACUAAGAGUCUUGGAGGCUUGCCUUAGUGGAAAAAACAUAUUUUUUACGGGAUCUGCUGGAACUGGAAAGAGUUAUUUAUUAAAGAGAAUAGUUGCUGCAUUGCCUCCUGAUGUAACUAUGCCAACUGCAUCUACCGGAGUGGCAGCUUGUCAUAUAGGUGGUACUACUCUACAUGCAUUUGCUGGAAUAGGUGAUGGCAGUGGUUCACUUGAAAGCUUGUGUCAUAAAGCACUGAAACUACCACUUGUAGCACAGAAAUGGAGGAAGUGCAAACAUCUUAUUAUUGAUGAAAUUUCAAUGGUAGAUGGAACCUACUUUGAGAAACUGGAAGCAGUGGCAAGAUAUAUUCGCAAGAAUGAUAAGCCAUUUGGAGGCAUCCAAUUAAUUUUAUGUGGAGACUUUCUUCAAUUACCACCUGUAGUUGACAAAACUAAGACUGCAAAGAGAUUUUGUUUUCAAACUAUGUGUUGGGAAAAAUGUAUAGACUUAUGUUUUGAAUUAAAAGAAGUACACAGACAAACUGAUAAAGAGUUUAUAACAAUACUAAAUAGUAUAAGAAUAGGUCGUGUAACAAAUGAAAUAAGUCAACGCCUUGUUAAAACAGCAACUCAAAAAAUUGAGAGUGAUGGAAUUCUAGCUACUAGACUUUGUUCUCAUACCAAUGAUUCAAAAAUGAUAAACAAUUCCAAAUUGCGUGACUUAGAUGGUGAAGAGAAGAUAUAUUCAGCUCAAGAUAGUGACAAUGCUAGUACUCUACUCGAUAUGCAGACUAUUGCACCUGCAAAAUUAGUUUUAAAAAUAGGUGCUCAAGUCAUGUUAUUAAAAAACAUUAAUGUUAAUUCUGGAUUAGUAAAUGGUGCGAGGGGUGUGGUAGUUAGAUUCGAUGAGGGGUUACCUGUUGUAAGAUUCAAAAAUAAAAAGGAAUACAUGGCCCGUACAGAACGUUGGUAUGUAAAAAAUUCGAAUGGGUCUUUAUACUGUAGAAAACAAGUACCAUUGAAUUUAGCAUGGGCAUUUUCUAUACAUAAAUCUCAAGGCCUUACUUUAGAUUGUGUUGAGAUGUCGUUGUCAAAGAUUUUUGAAGCUGGUCAAGCCUAUGUUGCCUUGAGUAGAGCACAGAGUUUAGAUACAUUAAGAGUUCUUGAUUUUGAUUCCCGACAUGUCUGGGCGGACACUAAUGUCCUGGAAUUUUACCAAAAAUUUAGACGAAGGUUGCAACAGAUGGAGUUAAUACCACUAGGCCGACCUUUAUCAGAUAAGACUAAUAAAAAAGGCAAACUUAGAGAAAUUUUAGAAAAGCAAUUAAGGAAAAAAUAA
This is a messenger RNA of Pieris macdunnoughi, 1914 nucleotides long. Lineage: Eukaryota; Metazoa; Arthropoda; Insecta; Lepidoptera; Pieridae. The record is from the annotation of a GenBank genome assembly.